Messenger RNA from Nelumbo nucifera (sacred lotus), 1373 nucleotides. RefSeq names its product YCF20-like protein (DUF565). NCBI's taxonomy places the organism in Eukaryota, Viridiplantae, Streptophyta, Magnoliopsida, Proteales, Nelumbonaceae. The record is from RefSeq and is a predicted model, not a curated record.
AAAAAAACCAUGACAUGGUCUGACCGAMUUAUAAACAGCCGAAAACCGUACGGAAAAACAUGCCAAACGGGCCUGAGCCAAUUGGCACCUUCGGGUCAAUGCUGUUAUUCUCGCCAAGUUGCCCGCCAAGUAAGUAGGAAGAACCGAAGAACUGAAGAUGAGAGUUUCAUCCCCAGCAGAUCUAAUAUCACGUCUACGUCUACAUGAUUGAUUAAAAGUUUUUCAGGUAUCAUACGUUUCCGGUAUGGAGUGGAGGAGUGCCUCACUGCCUCAAUCUCACUUACAGUUUCAACCAGUAACCGAUAUCUACUUAUUACUGGUUACGAGUUAUGACAAUCGCAUGAACCACGACUGACAAGCGGAAACGCGAAGCUCUGCACGGUCUACCGUGCACCCUCCUCAGUCCUCACAUCUAAAAUCGAGAAAUUUUCGCGCGAACAAAGCACAGAGAACGUCCGCCACCUAAAAGCAAAACCCUAAAAUCGUUUUUCUAUACUGUCAACGAAUGAACAGGGCCUUACCCGAUGAAUUGGUGGGGGAGGGAAUUUAUUACCAAAUUGUGAUACAUGAAUGGAGAUGAAGAACUAUGGUGCUACUACUAGACUACUACUGCUGCUGCAGUGUUUAGUCAUUUCUGUUUUAGUGCACUAUUGCUUUUUUCCAGGGCUCAUAUAUGAUGAUGGCCACAAGAUUGUCAGUGAUCCGUGGCCAUCCAGUAAACAAUAUACAUACAUCUUCUAGGUGUUUGAGAUCAAGAUUUCUUGUUCUGGCUUGCCUUCACAAGACUGCAUUCGCAUCAACUUGCAGACUCUUUCCCCAGCUUUGUUUCUCUCAUGUAUCUGCACCUUCUUCAGUAAACAGUCCCAAGAGGAUGAUAUGGUCUGUUAGGAGCAGUGUUGAUGGUAGUGGAGUGGAACCUCCUGGGAGUAGCACCAAUGGGGGCACUCGACUUGUUAGAGCCAUUCAAACUUUUCAAAUCAAGUUAAAUGCAAGAUUUCAGGAGUUGAGGAAAGGGCUUCCACUGAAAAUAUUGUUUUUCUUGGUGGGCUUCUAUUGUGCAACUGCCUUUGCCACUGUUAUAGGGCAAACGGGUGAUUGGGACAUCCUCUCUGCUGGAUUGGCUGUAGUUGUGGUUGAAGGGAUAGGAGCCCUUAUGUAUAGGAGCUCUUUUCCUUUGUUUGACAAGAUUAGGAGUCUGAUCACUAUUUUUAAUUAUUGGAAGACUGGGCUUUCUUUGGGUCUUUUCUUGGAUGCAUUUAAAUAUGAAAUGGAUAAUAUUCUUGGGUUUUGUAAUCCCUUCAAUUUUGAAAUAGAUUUGUUUCCCACAUUCUUGUAAUAUCCUUUUCGAAAGCUGUUUACUGAUGUGCUUUUUA